Messenger RNA from Odobenus rosmarus divergens (Pacific walrus), 1528 nucleotides. RefSeq names its product adrenocortical dysplasia homolog (mouse) (gene ACD). The record is from RefSeq and is a predicted model, not a curated record. Gene Ontology annotation, cellular component: shelterin complex; chromosome, telomeric region; telomerase holoenzyme complex. Gene Ontology annotation, molecular function: telomeric repeat DNA binding. The transcript has 12 exons. Gene Ontology annotation, biological process: telomere maintenance via telomerase; telomere capping. Bases 61 to 1422 code for a protein of 453 amino acids. Lineage: Eukaryota; Metazoa; Chordata; Mammalia; Carnivora; Odobenidae.
GGGCCCCGGCGUCCGCGGGAAACCCAGGGUGGUGGUUCUCUGCUCCGGGUAGCUGCGGGAAUGGCAGGCUUGGGGAGCUUGGUCCUGCGGCCUUGGAUUCGAGAGCUGGUCCUGGGGUCAGAUGCACUCUCAAGUCCGCAGGCGGGGCAGCUGCUCGAGGUGCUGCAGGAGGCCGAGGCCCCGGGCCCGUCCCGCGCCCCUGACCCGUCUGAAGUCGCGGCCGCGCUGCUUGUGUCUGACGGGACUCACAGUGUCCGGUGCCUAGUGACGCGGGAGGCCCUGAACGCCUCGGACUGGGAGGAGAAGGAGUUCGGCUUCCGAGGGGCAGAAGGCCGGCUGCUGCUGCUGCAGGAUUGUGGAGUCCGCGUCCGAGUCGCCGAAGGCAGCGCGCCCGCUGAGUUCUACCUCCAGGUGGACCGCUUCAGCCUGCUGCCCACGGAGCAGCCCCGGGAACGGGUGAUAGGUUGCAACCAGGACCCGGAUGUUCAGAAAAAGCUCUUUGACUGUCUGGAGGAGCACCUUUCAGAGUCCAUCUCCCCCGGUGCAGGCCUUUCACUGUCCCAACUUCUGGAUGAGGUGCAGGAGGACCAGGAGCAUCGGGGGGCGCUAGUACACCUGGCUGAGAGCUGUUUGAUGCUGGCAGGCCCUUGCACAGCACCCCCCCUCACCCGCUGGGCCGCCUCCCGCCUUAGGGCCACGGGAGAAGCUGUGUACACUGUCCCCAGCUCAUGGCUGCACAUCUCUGAGAAUGACCAGCGAGUUCUGAGUUCUCUGGGCCCAGGCCAGAGGACACAGGGCCCUGAGCUGCCCCCACCAGACCCAGCUUUGCAGGACCUAUCGCUGACCCUCCUCUCUCCUUCCUCACCUACUUCCUCAGGAACCCCAGCUUUAUCCAGCCACAUGUCCUCAGAGGAGAGCGGUGCCAGCAUCAGCCUUCUGCCUGCCCUGUCCUUGGCUGCUUCAGAUCCAGUGCAGAAGGGCAGCUCCCAGGCUGUACCAGCCAUCUGUUCAGCCCCUGGCCCCCGGCCCCUCAGCUCCCCACACCCUAGUCAUGUACCCAGUUCCCCACUCCUGAGCUGCACCCCAAGUCUGUCACCCCUGGGCCAUGUACCCAGUCCACAUCAGGCCGUUGUGACUAGGGCCCAGAAACCUAGCCUGGAGUUCAAGGAGCUAGGGUUGCCCCCCAAGAAAUGGCAGCACUCUGCAAGGACAAAAACCAGCACAGGAGCCCUGGAGUCCAGCCCUGUUUGGGAUCCUCCAAAGAGGCAUCGUGAUGGUUCUGCCUUCCAAUAUGAGUACGAACCACCCUGCACCUCCCUCUGUGCCCAGGUCCAAGCUGUCAGGCUCCCUCCCCAGCUCGUGGCCUGGGCCUUGCACUUUCUGAUGGAACCACAGCCAGAUUCUGAGCUGACCCAGGUGUGAGGGAGCAUGGGGGAGGAUGUAUGCACACAGAUCCAUGCCGGGGAUAGACAAACAGUGCUCCACACUCUGCUCCUUUGAGUUUUUUAAUAAAAUAAUCUCAUGCGGC